UUUUUCUCGUACCUAUCUCGUUUACAGCGGUCGGGCGAGAGUGUAGAUCGGCGGAGAGCAGGAUCAGGAUGUCCCCAACAAAGCUGUUGUCUGUCUCGCUUCUAUGGAUUCUGGUCUUGUUCGGAACCCUAGCUAUCAUUCAGUUUUGUUCCCAGAAUCAAUUAAGCAAUGCUGGAGUUCCCUCUGGUCGAAACGGGAUUGAUAGCGAGCUCGAUGAGGCAAAGAAAUCAAAGGAGGAUUUGGAGGUGACCCACAAAGUAUACUUCGACAUUGAGAUUGAUGGAAAACCUGCUGGUCGCAUUGUAAUGGGCCUUUUUGGGAAAACAGUCCCCAAAACUGCAGAAAACUUUCGAGCACUUUGCACAGGGGAGAAAGGUGUUGGAAAGAGUGGGAAGCCUCUCCACUACAAGGGGAGUACAUUCCAUAGGAUCAUUCCCAGCUUUAUGAUUCAAGGUGGCGAUUUCACACUAGGAGAUGGAAGAGGUGGAGAAUCAAUUUAUGGUACCAAGUUUGCUGAUGAGAACUUCAAAUUGAAGCACACUGGUCCUGGGCUGCUGUCAAUGGCAAAUGCUGGGCCGGAUACCAAUGGCUCACAAUUCUUCAUUACAACAGUGACUACAAGCUGGUUAGAUGGCAGACAUGUGGUGUUUGGCCAAGUGGUAUCUGGGAUGGAUGUGGUUUAUAAGAUUGAGGCUGAAGGGAGACAAAGUGGCACGCCUAAAAGCAAAGUUGUCAUCGUAGACAGUGGCGAGCUUCCUUUGUGAUCACUUGUUUUUCCUCCUUCACGUCAAGCUUGUCUAUUAUAACGACCUUCCCUUUUCAAUAUCGUCUAUGUGAUACAUUAUAAGUUAUGUACGAUAGCAUUUUAAUUAUAUAUAGUUUUCAGCCUUGACUCA
This is a messenger RNA of Nelumbo nucifera (sacred lotus), 896 nucleotides long. Its product is annotated as peptidyl-prolyl cis-trans isomerase CYP20-1-like. NCBI's taxonomy places the organism in Eukaryota, Viridiplantae, Streptophyta, Magnoliopsida, Proteales, Nelumbonaceae. The record is from RefSeq and is a predicted model, not a curated record. Gene Ontology annotation, cellular component: cytoplasm; intracellular membrane-bounded organelle. Gene Ontology annotation, biological process: protein peptidyl-prolyl isomerization; protein folding. Gene Ontology annotation, molecular function: peptidyl-prolyl cis-trans isomerase activity; cyclosporin A binding.